AUGCCGAGCGUAUCACGAAUAAUGGCCGAAGAAGACAUCUUCAAGAUGACGUACGAUAAACUUCGUAAAGAACUGAAGAAAAAACGCAUUUCCGCUGCCGGAAAGAAAUCUGAUUUGCAGUUUAGACUGGUGGAGGUAAGUACAAUUGAAUUUAUUUCUCAAUUGACACAAUCAAAACAUGAUGGUUUCGUUUUCAGUAUCUACAAAAUCAAAAGGAGGCAACCGACGAACAGGAGACCAUCGAAGAAUCAGAGGAGCCAGAGGAGCAACAAACUGCUGCCCAGGAUGAACCGAUGGAUACUGAAGAACAGGAAGAUCCGGUCAACCGUACAUUCACAGUUGAGGAGGAGAAUCAGGAUGAUCGGGCUACCAAAGCUCUCCGUAAGAGUCUGUUUGUCCGUUUCUGAUAAUCAAUUUACUUGCUUCAGAGGAAGGAACUCCGACUAAUCCAGUUAACUUGGUGUUGGACGAGGAUGUGAAUCGUGAGAUGUGCGCCAACCUUGGAAUUGAUUUGGCCAAUUUUGAGGUCAAAUCUCGUACCAGAGUGCAUCGAGCGUCGGCGAGAAAGUCUCUUCGCGAAACAGUUGCCUCUGAGCCACCGAAAGAAGAGGUUCCACAGCCCGAGGAAACACUCGAGACUCACGGUGUGACUCCAGUUCGUCAAAGCCAAAGAACGCCAACUCGAGGCGGUGAUCGGUUCGCUUUUAUACAUGCGAAGGAAAUGGAAAAGGAGGAAACUUUGGGAGAGCGUCGAGUAAGAAUGAAAAAGAGACACGAGGAUCUGACCGACAACGUUCCUGACGCCAUCAAAAGACUGGCCACUCCGAAGAGUGUGAAGAAACGAUCGCCGCUCGAAAGAUUUGGCGCCAGGUGAGACUAUCGAAGUGUUAACCUAUUUCUAGACGGACUUGUUACAGCUCUGCCGCUAGAACUUGGAAUCCAACGGAUCCAACUCAAAUGACUUUCCGAUUCGGAAGCAAUGCUGUCGACACUUUCUCCGAUCUGGCCAAUAAUCGAGAGGAGACCGGAGAAUGCUCUUCGUCGUCCACCGUCAAGAAGCCGGCAUCCAGGGCCAGAGCCCACGUUGACGUCAAGCAACUGACUAGGAUUCCGGGGUCGAGCCGCACACCAAGAAGCGUAAAACCAGUUACCCGAACUGAAGAUUCCACCUUUGUUGAGUACAUGUCCACUCCUAAGGGAACUACUCCCAGCCGAGGUAACACACUAACACAGAGUAUUGCAUGACUGCAAAAACAAUUUACUCAGUUUCAGCUCCAAAACGUGGCGGAUACACUCCGUUCGCCGGCAAGAAAGUGUUCGUCGACACGACGCAAUUGACUGAUCGCGAGUACACUCUGGCCAGCGAAGAAGGACUCAUUCCGGGCAAGCCGGCCACCAAAACCUCUGCUGAACUUCGUCAGAUGGAGAGCAAGAAGCGUCGCGAUGAUAUCAUCGCCCUCAAAAGAAAAAUGAACAUGAAAUAA
Messenger RNA from Caenorhabditis sp. 36 PRJEB53466, 1484 nucleotides. The record is from the annotation of a GenBank genome assembly. Lineage: Eukaryota; Metazoa; Nematoda; Chromadorea; Rhabditida; Rhabditidae.